Messenger RNA from Ornithodoros turicata, 645 nucleotides. Its product is annotated as tigger transposable element-derived protein 6-like. Gene Ontology annotation, molecular function: DNA binding. NCBI's taxonomy places the organism in Eukaryota, Metazoa, Arthropoda, Arachnida, Ixodida, Argasidae. The coding region runs from base 1 to 645 and encodes 214 amino acids. Gene Ontology annotation, cellular component: nucleus. The record is from RefSeq and is a predicted model, not a curated record. The transcript has 2 exons.
AUGGCAAGCCGGCGUGUGCACUAUGGUGCUGCUUUCAAGAGAAAGGUGAAGGAUUCCAUCACCGAAGCUCUCAAGAAAGGCGCAAACGCCCAACGAAAGCGAGUGAAGCAAGCGACGUACGACGAUGUGGACCAGGCAUUUUUUUCGUGGUUCAGGGACACCAGAGCACGAAACAUUCCAGUGUCUGGAGCCAUCUUACAGCAGAAGGCCAAGGAUUUUGCAUGCCUGCUGGACUGUAACGAAUUCAAGGCGAGCUGUGGGUGGCUUCACCAAAUCAAGGCAUGGCACGCCAUUGUCAGAAAGGUCGCGAGUAGUGAAUCAAGUUCAGCCGAUGCACCUGAAGGUGCUGCAUGGAUAGAAAAGGAACUGCCGGAGAUUAUGAUGCGCUACCAGACAACAGACAUCUGCAACAUAGAUGAAUCCAGAUUUUUAUACCAAAUGCUUCCGAACAGAACAUUGGCGCUGAAAGGGGACUCCUGUCACAGCGGAAAGCAAAGCAAGCUCCGUCUCACAGUUGUUCUCUGCGUGAAUAUGGAUGCAACUGACAAGCGGGUACCACUUGUCAUUGGCCGCAGCAAGAAGCCACACUGCUGUAAAGGGUCCAGGCGCCUGGACGUGGAAUACACUUCAAACCUGAAGGCUUGA